GAGUGCGGCGUUGCCCGGUGGUCGCUGGCGCGACGCGGCAGGAAGCAGAUCGACGCCCUUAACCUUGCGGGCGUUGUUAGUAAACAAGCUGGAACGUUCCCAGCCCACACAAGAUUAUGUAAAUGCGGCGGCGGUGGUGGGACCAGUCAGGUGAGGCGCAGCCCUGCAGGUGCCUGAAGUAUGGACAGCGUCGCCGAGCGCAAGCUGUCGCUGGUCUCGGUGCAGUGCCGCAUCUGCUACGACAACGACAAGGACGAAGYCCUGAUCGCCCCCUGUCAGUGCAAGGGGAGUGUGGCCUUCGUGCAUCGCACCUGCCUGGAGAACUGGCUCAGCGAGUCCGGGACGUCGACGUGCGAGCUGUGCCAUCAGCCCUUCAACACCGAGCGCACGCCCAGGUUCUCGUCGUCCAGGUCCGUUUGGUACUGGCUGCGCCACGGGCCCCGCUACCCCGGCACGGGCGUGCGGGGCGACAUCAUCGCCUGCAGCGUUAUCACCCCGUUGGCUGUGGUGGUGACGUACGUCUGCCUCUACUCCUCCGAGUACUACGGGCAGCAGAAGUUCUCCCAGAUCCCCGCCGCCAAAUGGACGUCGAUCUCGCUCCUGAUCAUGAUCGCCAUCAUGCUGUUCGGGUACUACCUGUGGGUGCAUUCGGUGGUGCGGCUGCAUGCGCGCAUGUGGUACAGCUGGUGGCAGCGCUCCUGCGUGGUCCGGUACAUCCCGCCCAGCACCAUCUCGCUCCAGCCGCGCGCUCUGCAGCAGAGCGCGCCGACGCCCCACAACACCCCCAAUCUGCUGGGGGCGCUCAGCCAGUCUGCCACCAAUGUGGAGGCGCCCCAAAACGACACUGUGAUCGACAUUGAGGCCCCCUGUGCCAGUUUUGAUGAACUAGAUUUGAAGCGAUUUCGGCAUGCUGCACAGCCUGUACGAGUUCAAGGCGUCCUACGCCAAGACGAUCAGCUUCAAGGCGAACGAGUUCUUCAUCCUGCAGCAGACCAACACGAAGCACAAGAACUGGUGGGAGGUGAUCAACGAGCGGGGCGACAUCGGCUACAUCCCCUCGAACUACGUGGAGACGGUGAGCGUCCACCCCGGCUUCUACGCCAAGUUCCUGGAGAACGCGCUGGAGAACCUGCGGAGGCGCGACGGCGCCCCCAAAGGGGACGCCAUGGAGCGGCUGCAGCGACUGGCGGAGCAGCGGGGGAGCAAUGGGGCGCAGUCCUACAAGGGCGGCCUCCAGGAGGAGGAGGAGCCGAUCAAGCCGGUGACCAAGAGCCUGGACAGCAUCCAGAAGAGCAUCGAGAACAUCCACGAGGAGGUCAAGUCGGAGAUCUGCGAGGCCCAGCAACGGUGAGUGCUGCGGCAGCCUCAAGGGGGCUCUGGAGCGCGCUGUUUGCUUGCAGGGCGGAGCCGGGCGAGGCGAAGCGCAGCGCUUCGCCCGUGAUCACCGCCCAAUCGGUCUACGAGCUGGUGGAGAGCGUGCGCAUCAACACCAACCUCUCGCAUGAAAUGUCCAGGAUCGCGCUGGAGACGGUCGUCCAUGGGCUGCACGAGCUGCUGCCCGCCUCCAUCUUCCCCUACCUCAGCACCAUCCUGUCGCACUCGCAGUCCUGCCUGGUGGUGGACGACGGCCAGAUCGAGCAGACGCACGACGCCAGUCGCCUCAAGAUCAUCUUCACCGAACUGACCAGCUGCAAGGAGGACGCGCAGCAGCGCAGCUGGAUGCUGCACGAGGACGAAACCGUCAUCAAGGAGUACAUCACGGAGCUGAUCUCCAUCCUGUCCAACGCCGACACCAGCAUCUCCAGACACGUCAUCUCCCUGGAGCAGUACCACGUGAUCGGCACCCUCAUCCAGUACUACCAGAUGGAGGCGCGCUGGUCCAUCCGGCAGCUGCUGCUGCAGGCCUUCGGCGUGCUGUGCAGCCUGGACAAGACCGUCAUCAGCAUCAUGCUCACCUCGGUGCUGCCCAGCGAGCUGGCCAGGGACAUGCUGUCGAACCCGCGCAACAUCCCCAAGCUCAACUACUCCUCCCUGCUGCUCACCAUGGUGUUCUCCAUGGGGGAGCCGAUGCCGGUCACCAGUCAGGACUACCUGGGCCAGGACUUUCUGCGGUUUGUGCUCGACAACAUCGAGGCGCCCCCCGACACCGACCUGGACGAGCAGAUCCCCGAUCUCUUCCUCAACCUGCUCAUCUCCUUCAACCUGCAGUUCGACGAGGAGACGCUGAACCCGCUCCUGGUGGCGCUGGACGAGCGCCAAUCGGCCAAGGCCUUCAGCGAGAAGAUCCUGCUGCUGCUCAACAGAGAGGAGGACCCGAUCAGGAUCUUCGACCAUGAGCCGGCGCCGCCCCACUCGCUGCUCAAGCUGUUCAAGGACCUGUUCAGUCGACGCUCCACCUCCCAGCUGUUCUACACCAAUGACAGCAAGGUGCUGAUUGACAUCAUCGUGCGCAACAUUGCCGACCUGUCGCCCGGCGACCAGCGCCGCCACGACUACCUGGAGCUGUGCAGGCGCGUGCUGCGCAACACCAACUACCACGAGCAUCGCCAUCGCAGCGAGGACAUCCUCAAGUGCUUCACGCGCAUCUUCUGCGAGGAGAGCGCGCUCAGCAAGCGCGACCAGUACCUGCUCAAGGAGAUCUUCGCCGAGUUUCCGCAGUAUUUCAAGUGAACCCUGAUGGAGGUUUCCCAUUUUUUCAAAUUCCAGCGAAAAGACACCUUUUUAGCCAUUACGUGAUAUUCUAGCAUUUUCCAAUAUAUAUUUUUACGCGCU
Messenger RNA from Dendroctonus ponderosae (mountain pine beetle), 2772 nucleotides. Its product is annotated as NCK-interacting protein with SH3 domain. Gene Ontology annotation, molecular function: zinc ion binding; Arp2/3 complex binding. Lineage: Eukaryota; Metazoa; Arthropoda; Insecta; Coleoptera; Curculionidae. Bases 181 to 2670 code for a protein of 829 amino acids. The transcript is spliced from 12 exons. Gene Ontology annotation, biological process: endocytosis. The record is from RefSeq and is a predicted model, not a curated record.